Molecule: messenger RNA, 1429 nt
Organism: Prosopis cineraria
Lineage: Eukaryota; Viridiplantae; Streptophyta; Magnoliopsida; Fabales; Fabaceae
Product: agamous-like MADS-box protein AGL28
Exons: 2
Coding region: 116-1213 (365 amino acids)
Biological process (GO): positive regulation of transcription by RNA polymerase II
Molecular function (GO): protein dimerization activity; RNA polymerase II cis-regulatory region sequence-specific DNA binding; DNA-binding transcription factor activity, RNA polymerase II-specific
Source: RefSeq, a predicted model, not a curated record
CAGACUCCUACUAAACCCAUUUACUUCAUCUGUUUCGCAACCUCGCGCCAUAUCGUGUUUCCUAAGAAACCCAGAGCUCAAACUGUGUUUCCCGAGAAACCCACGCUCAAGGAUAAUGGGUCGAAGAAACUUAAGCAUGAGGACCCUCCAGAAUAGGAAUGCUCGCAGGGCAUUGUUCGAGAGGAGGAAGAAGGGUUUAUUGAAGAAAGCUUCUGAGCUCUCCACACUCUGUGGAAUCGAGGCCUGUGUGAUAAUCUUCCCUCCUCCUGAUUCUGAAAACCCUAAAGUUGAAACAUUUCCUCAAGAUCCCGCACAGGUGAUUCGAAAUAUUCAAGAGUAUAAUGCUAAGAGGAAAUGCCCAGAGAAACUGAGGAAGAACUAUGAUCUCUGUGAGUUCUUCAAUGAUAGGAAGAAUCAGGUUGAAGCUGAGACUUCCAGAAUCCGUGAACAGAGAUUCAAGAUGCUGUAUCCAACCUGGGAUGACAGCUUCAACAACCUUGGAGAGGGUCAGCUAAGGAUGUUUAUUACGGCUUUGGAUUCUAAGCUUCAAGAGUGUAAUCAAACAAUUGGGUUGCUGAAAUCAAAGAAAUCAGAUAUGACUGUGGUUCCAAUUGGUUCCAACUCGUUGAAUGAUCAUUGUUUGGAGAUGCCUGUUACUAUAAUUUCUGCUGAUCAUCUUUCAGACGAAACCCACCUGGGUUUUAUGCAGAAUAUGAGUGAUGAAUCCAACGCUGUCUCUGCUCCAACAAAACCACUUGUUGCCGAUAAUAACACUGACAUGUUAGAAUCUUACUCUCUUCAAGCUCACACACUUGGCUUUUGUUCAACCUGUGGUCACAGAUUCGACAACCCAACAGAGAAGCGGCCGAGGAUGUUUACUGGUUCAACCUCGGAUUCUGACAAUCUUCAAGAGUGUUAUUAUCAAAUGAUCGACAUGUUUAAAACAAAGUCUUUGAAUGAUCAGUGUAUGGGAACACCUAUAGUUCCUCUUCAAGAUAUUUCAAACCAGUGCCAACCGAGUUUCUUGCAGAAUACAUUAUCAGAAGACAACCUUGUUUGUCCUCGUACGAAGACACUUGUAGAUAAUACCAGUAAUGGCCUGACAGAAUCUUACUCUCUUCUGGAUCAGAUGCUUCAUCACGGUUUGGAGAAUAUUAAUUUAGACAUGCUUUUGGGUUUAGAAUUUGAUCCGUUUGAUCCCAUUCUUGUUUAGAUUCAGCAAAACUUUUGAAACAGUUCUGCUGCUAAUUAACUGUAUUCGGUUGUAGUGAGGUAGAGCUUUAGUAGCUAACUUGACCCAGAUCGAUGGUUCUGUCCAUGGAUUAUUCGCUGUGUUAUCUAUAAUAUUUCUUUUCCUGGUUUUAGGUCUCAACAAGAGUGACACUUUCUCUUGAUGCUGUUUCUGUACAAAUUUCUAGCAUGUUUGACA